AUGAAUUUAAGUGGUAUCCCGCAACCUCAAAUGGACUGGACAUCAACCAAUCUUGUAGAAGAAUUCGCAAAAUUUCAAGAGCACUGUGAAUUAGUAUUUAAAGGACCCUUGAAAGAGCAAGAAGAAGAUGUCCACGUUACAAUGCUAUUGCUUUAUAUGGGCGCAAAGGGAAGAGAAAUAUAUAGAGCCGCCAAUUUAUCUAAUGCAGAUAGAAAAGAAACAAAAAAGAUCUUCCAAAAAGUCCGAGAACACAUCGCUCCGAUAAUUAACCCAGUAUUUAGCCGCUAUCAAUUCAAUAAUAUCACACAAGGCGAAAAAACUACGGAACAAUUCAUCACAAUAAUAAAAAACAAGGCUACAGAGUGUGAUUUUGGAACAAUGAAAGAUGACAUGAUCAGAGAUAGAAUUAUUUAUGGCGUGUCAUGUACGAAAUUAAGAGAAAGGCUUUUGCAAGUAGGGAAUGAUCUGAAAUUAGACAAGGCAACAAAAAUUUGCCAAGAAUUUGAAUAUGCUGCAUCUCAAAUAAAAAUGUUCAAUAACGUCCAAGAAAGUGCUCCGGUACAUGCAUUAUCAAGACCGAAGGGACGGAUGCCUAGCCGUUCAUCGGGCAUCCAAGGUCGUUCGUCUCGGAACCCUUCAUCGAUGAAUUCAGGUCGAUAUACAGAAACAUCAAGCAAUCAAUGUCGCAUUGGGGAACGUUCACACAGUACAAAAUGUAACAGGUGUGGAAAUAAACAUACUGACAUGCAGUGUUGUCCAGCAAAAGGCACACAAUGUAACAAUUGUAAAAAAUGGAACCACUGGAGCAAUGUUUGUAAAUCUAGAACAGUGAAUGAAAUUUCAAAUUUAAGUUCUGAAUUAUACAUUGACUGUGUAGAAAAUGUGGACAGUAUUGACUGUGUAACAGUAAAAAAUGGGCAGAUGUUUACAGAAAUAUUAAUUGGAAAUAGUAAAAAGGCUGUGCAAAUGAAGUUAGACACUGGCUCUCAGGUUUUUGAUGGCAUAGGGUUACUCCCUGGGGAAUGUAACAUUCAUGUUGACCCAAAUGCUACACUAGUUGUUCAUCCUCCCCGUAGGAUUCCAGUUGCUUUACAAGAUAAAGUGAAACAGGAACUUACACGAAUGGAAAACAUGGGAGUAAUUGCUAAGAUUUCAACACCCACUGAAUGGUGUAAUAAUUUAGUUGUUACUGAAAAAAGUAAUGGCGAUAUACGUCUUUGUUUAGACCCUCGUUCGCUGAAUAGUGCAAUUAAGCGUACACACUACCCGCUCAAAACACUUGAUGACGUAUUACAUAAGUUUGGUAAUGCAAAGUAUUUCACUAAAUUGGACUUAACUAGUGCUUACUGGUCAAUACAAUUAUCUGAAGAGUCGUCAUAUUUGACUGCAUUUAACAGUCCAUUGGGGGUCUUCAGGUAUCUUCGAUGUCCAUACGGAUUAAACGUAUCAGGUGUUUUUUUUUUGUUUCGCGCCCUUGAAGAGGCACUGAUAGGUCUCGAAGGGGUAGCUACAAUUGUUGAUGAUAUUUGUGUAUGGGGUUCCACGAGGGAAAGUCAUGACCGAAAUUUAGUAGCUGUCCUUGAACGUGCUUUAAACAAAGGCAUUCGUUUCAAUUCCAGAAAGUUGGAAGUAGGUCUCACCGAGUUUAGUUAUUUUGGUCACGUGUUAACUGCAGAAGGCUUAAAGGCCGAUCCCGCCAAAAUUGAGGCCAUUAAGGAUAUGAGACCACCCACAUCAAAAAGUGAACUACAUGUGUUCUGCUAUGACCGUGAUGUCAUUGUAGAAAAUGACCAUCUCCCUAUACAGGGAUUGCUGAAAAAGCCUAUGCAUUCAAUACCUGCUAGGUUGCAGCGUUUAGUCUUGAAAUUAACUCCAUAUAGGUUUCAGUUUCGUCACAUGUCCGGUAAGAAAAUCCCAUUAGCAGAUGGACUUAGCAGAAAUGCCAGGCCGGAAACUAGCCCAGAACUUAAUGAGGGUAUUGAGGCACACGUUUGCAUGGUUAUCUCAUCUUUACCCGUGUCAGAUAGAAAACUUGAGGAAAUCAGGUUACACACAAAACAAGAUGAACAAUUAUGUACAUUACAACAAACAAUAAAGUUUGGUUGGCCUAAGUACAAAAAGGCUUGUCAUCAGUUAAUUGCUGCCUUUUGGAACUAUAGGGAUGAGUUAUCUGAGGUUAAUGGUUUAAUAAUGAAAGGAGAAAAAAUCGUUAUGCCCAGGUCACUCAGAUCUGAAAUGUUAAAGGUGCUGCAUUCCAGUCAUCUGGGUGCGCAAAAAUGUCUUAGUAGAGCAAGGUCAAUAAUGUUUUGGCCGGGAAUUUCAAAUGAUAUAAUUGAAAUGGUAAAUCAAUGUCAGAUUUGUCUGGAAUACAGGUCAUCGCAACAGAAGGAGCCAUUAAUCAGCUCUGAAAUCCCAGACUAUCCGUUUCAAAUUGCAGAGUGUGACUUGUUCUCACUUAAUGAGAAAAAUUUCAUGGUCAUGUCCGAUUACUAUUCUAGUCCAGCGCAGUUAGUCCAAUCACGACAACUUCGUUCUAUCCUUCCCACUGUAAGGGAAAACAUUAUACCACGAGUACCGCCUCCUGAUGUUGUCAAACAAAAAAUCGCAGAAUCCAAGGUCAAAUCUAAGCAUUACUAUGAUAAAAAUGCUAAACCUCUGUCUCCCUUAAAUGUUGGAGAUUCCGCUAGAAUUCAACGUCUAGACAAGUCCUGGAGUCCCGCUGUUGUAAUAAAAAAUCACAGCGAUAGGUCCUAUAUUGUUGAAACAGAAAACGGACAACAAUAUCGCAGAAAUCGUAAAGAUUUGUUGAAAUCUAAAGAAUCACCUUUAUUGACACAUGGUGCUUUGAAUUCUGGCCUUGAAAUGUCAGUUAAUGACAGAAUGAUAAACGUAGGGUCAGAGCGUACCGAUAGCAAUAAACAGCCUGUGGUUUUGAAUCUUCCGGAUAAUGCUAAUUAUUUCACUCGCGCAGGCAGAAAGGUGAAGCCACGUGCUGUAACAGACUUGUAA
Ruditapes philippinarum (Manila clam) is the source of this 3009-nucleotide messenger RNA. RefSeq lists its product as uncharacterized. Lineage: Eukaryota; Metazoa; Mollusca; Bivalvia; Venerida; Veneridae. The record is from RefSeq and is a predicted model, not a curated record. The transcript is spliced from 4 exons. The coding region runs from base 1 to 3009 and encodes 1002 amino acids.